Molecule: messenger RNA, 1351 nt
Organism: Canis lupus familiaris (dog)
Lineage: Eukaryota; Metazoa; Chordata; Mammalia; Carnivora; Canidae
Gene: RFC4
Product: replication factor C subunit 4
Exons: 11
Coding region: 226-1317 (363 amino acids)
Biological process (GO): DNA-templated DNA replication; DNA repair
Cellular component (GO): DNA replication factor C complex; nucleus
Molecular function (GO): ATP hydrolysis activity; DNA clamp loader activity; ATP binding
Source: RefSeq, a predicted model, not a curated record
CCCGCGUUCGGUGGCGGGAACCGGGGCCGCGGUGCUGAGGGCGGGGACGGCGAGUGCCGCUCCGUGUGGCGGCUCGGGGUUUCCCAGGCCUGAUGCUCUCGCCCCGGCGGACGGAGCGAGGACUCUGCGACCGGAAGCCCCAGGGACGAGCCGGCCGCGUGCACCCUCCGGAGCCGAGCGGCUGAAGGGCCCAGGCCGUGCCGGGGACAACAGGUUGCAGUAACCAUGCAGGCUUUUCUAAAAGGCACAUCUGUCAGUACUAAACCACCACUGAAGGAUCGAGGAAUAGCUGCCACAGCUGGAAGCAGUGGAGAGAACAAGAAAACCAAACCUGUUCCAUGGGUGGAAAAAUAUCGCCCAAAAUGUGUGGACGAAGUUGCUUUCCAGGAAGAAGUGGUUGCAGUGCUGAAAAAGUCUUUAGAGGGAGCUGAUCUCCCUAAUCUCUUGUUUUAUGGGCCACCUGGAACUGGAAAAACAUCUACUAUUUUGGCAGCGGCUAGGGAACUCUUUGGGCCUGAACUUUUUCGAUUAAGAGUUCUUGAGUUAAAUGCAUCUGAUGAACGUGGAAUACAAGUAGUUAGAGAAAAAGUGAAGAAUUUUGCUCAAUUAACUGUGUCAGGAAGUCGCUCAGAUGGGAAGCCGUGUCCCCCUUUUAAGAUUGUGAUUUUGGAUGAGGCAGAUUCUAUGACCUCAGCUGCUCAGGCAGCUUUGCGGCGUACCAUGGAGAAGGAGUCUAAAACCACCCGUUUCUGUCUCAUCUGCAACUACGUCAGCCGAAUAAUUGAACCUCUGACGUCUAGAUGUUCUAAGUUCCGAUUCAAACCACUGUCCGAUAAAAUUCAACAGCAGCGAUUACUAGACAUUGCCGAUAAAGAACAUGUCAAAGUUAGCAAUGAGGGAAUAGCUUAUCUUGUUAAAGUGUCAGAAGGAGAUUUAAGAAAAGCCAUUACAUUUCUUCAAAGUGCUACUCGAUUAACAGGUGGAAAGGAGAUCACAGAGAAGGUGAUCACAGACAUUGCUGGGGUAAUACCAGCUGGGACUAUUGAUGGAAUAUUUGCUGCAUGUCAGAGUGGCUCUUUUGACAAACUGGAAGCUGUGGUAAAGGACUUAAUAGAUGAGGGUCAUGCAGCAACUCAGCUUGUAAGUCAAUUUCAUGAUGUGGUUGUAGAGAACGAUAAUCUUUCUGAUAAACAGAAAUCCAUCAUCACAGAAAAACUUGCUGAAGCAGAUAAAUGCUUAGCAGAUGGUGCUGAUGAACAUCUACAACUGAUCAGCCUCUGUGCUACAGUGAUGCAGCAAUUAACACAGAAUUGUUAAAAUUUUGUAGGAUACUUGUUUUUUUUUAAAUAAA